AAUUUGAUCGGAUGAUUCAUGCGCUUUUCGGAAAAGAAUAUACCCGGUAGUUUAAAUCAUUCGUUGCAAAUCAAAAUGGCGGACGAAGUGGAUGAUACAAUUUUUGGCAAAAUUGUGCGGAAAGAAAUACCCGCUAAAUUCUUACACGAAGACGAACAGUGUGUAGUGAUAAAAGAUAUUCAUCCGCAAGCUCCUCAUCACUUCCUGGUCGUCUCGGUAAAAGAGUUGAGGAAGCUUGAAGAUGCUGCCGAGACAGACCAAAAGUUACUUGGUCACAUGAUGUGGGUUGCUACAAAAGUUGCCAAAGAGAUAGGAAUCACUAAUGGUUACAGAAUAGUUAUCAACGACGGGCACGAUGGAGGCCAAAAUGUAUACCAUCUCCAUCUACAUGUGCUAGGAGGAAGGAAAAUGAAUUGGCCACCGGGAUAAUAGAGCCAUCUGUGUACAUCUUUUUUGAACAAACAUUACGUUUUUAGGGUUCGUGUUAACUGUAUAGUACAGCUUAAAUCUUAACAGCAUAGUAGCUGACUAUACAUUAUACAGAAUACAAAAGUAAUGUUUUAUGAGUAACGCCAAAAACUGUGUUUCACUUUUUGUUCACAAUUAUUUAUUAUAUGAUUGUCUUAUGUUACAUUAAUGUAAAGAGGACUUUAAGCUGGAGGAAUGAUUCAAACUAUCAUAUUUUGGACAAAACAAUGACUCGUUUUGAUCAUUAGACACAUUAUUUGUCAUAUUCAUAACUUAAAGUCAUAUUCGUUUGUUUUCCAACUUGCAAUAAUUAUCAUGGCUUUUCUAGCUGGAUAUAUGUAGGUCGUGAUAUUA
Mercenaria mercenaria is the source of this 822-nucleotide messenger RNA. Its product is annotated as adenosine 5'-monophosphoramidase HINT1-like. Gene Ontology annotation, cellular component: cytoplasm; nucleus. The transcript is spliced from 3 exons. Gene Ontology annotation, biological process: purine ribonucleotide catabolic process. The record is from RefSeq and is a predicted model, not a curated record. The coding region runs from base 19 to 429 and encodes 136 amino acids. Lineage: Eukaryota; Metazoa; Mollusca; Bivalvia; Venerida; Veneridae. Gene Ontology annotation, molecular function: hydrolase activity.